Molecule: messenger RNA, 393 nt
Organism: Oppiella nova
Lineage: Eukaryota; Metazoa; Arthropoda; Arachnida; Sarcoptiformes; Oppiidae
Source: the annotation of a GenBank genome assembly
UAUCUGUCGUUCUGUCGCCUCUACCAAGAGAUCACCAAAAUAGACACCAAUCAGGACCUGUCCUUCCACUCCAACACCUUCGAGGUCUUCGACGAGGACGACAACCGCUUCAAACGGAUCACCAGUUUUGGACAACUCAUUGCCAACCACUCGAGAGUUCGUGUAUUACUUAAGCCACAGAUCUUUCGUAACUAUCUGUCAGACGGCGACCCAAACACUGCUUUCGAUACCAUUAAUAGCUAUGAAAGCAAUGAUUACCACAACAAAGGUUUGGAUGAAAGGGUUGAGACAACGGGUGACCACAUGUCUGGCGAUAUCUUAAGCACUCAGUCGACCGAUACUUAUCCGCCGGUGGACGCAGUCAUCGAUGAGUCCACCCAUUGGACCGUCAAU